Messenger RNA from Daphnia pulicaria, 730 nucleotides. RefSeq names its product fucose mutarotase-like. Gene Ontology annotation, molecular function: fucose binding; racemase and epimerase activity, acting on carbohydrates and derivatives. The transcript is spliced from 5 exons. The coding region runs from base 73 to 567 and encodes 164 amino acids. The record is from RefSeq and is a predicted model, not a curated record. NCBI's taxonomy places the organism in Eukaryota, Metazoa, Arthropoda, Branchiopoda, Diplostraca, Daphniidae. Gene Ontology annotation, biological process: fucose metabolic process.
GGCAACGCCUAGCCUCUAUAUCUCGACAAGGAAACUCGUCCCGAAAAUAUACACGUCAAAUUUUCGCGUACCAUGGGUCGUUUGAAAGGCAUUUCCCCGCUUUUGUCUCCCGAUUUACUGCACACACUUUGCUCGAUGGGGCACGGCGAUGAAUUAGUUUUGGCGGAUGCCAAUUUCCCGACGGCUUCCAUGUGCCGAGAUGGAGCCAAGCAAAUCAGAGCCGACGGACACUCGAUUCCGGCUCUGUUGGAAGCUAUCCUCACCUUGAUGCCAUUAGACACUUACUGCUGGUCGCCGGUCAGCGUGAUGGAUGUGACGGAUAAUGAUCGUUGCAAAGGCCUAAGUGACCCGCCCGUCUGGCCGCAGUACAAGCGUCUGCUCAAAGAAGCUGAGCAACGUGACAUUCCCCUGCAAACGAUGGAGCGGUUUGAUUUCUACGAUCGAGCUCGCAAAGCUUUCGCCAUCGUCCAAACGGGGGAGACUGCGCUUUACGGCAACAUUAUUCUGAAAAUGGGCGUCAUCUCUGAAGCUAGCCAAACGGAGCCACCAGCAACCGACAAGUCUUAAAAAGAGAAAAUUUCCAGCAGCUUUCUUUCCUUUUAAAAUAAAACCAAAACCAUUCCCAAUAUUACAAGAAAAACAAAAAUGUUUGAUUAUUACUAUUUUUGUAUUAUGAGAGUGAAUGAGGGUAUUCCUUAAAUGGGUUUGAAAUAAAGAAAAUGUGAAUCGA